Orbicella faveolata is the source of this 2368-nucleotide messenger RNA. RefSeq lists its product as uncharacterized. Gene Ontology annotation, cellular component: plasma membrane. The record is from RefSeq and is a predicted model, not a curated record. Gene Ontology annotation, molecular function: symporter activity. Gene Ontology annotation, biological process: transmembrane transport; carbohydrate transport. NCBI's taxonomy places the organism in Eukaryota, Metazoa, Cnidaria, Anthozoa, Scleractinia, Merulinidae.
ACUUCUACAUAAUAAUACGAACGCUGCGUUUGAUUUAGUUGGUGUUCGUAUUAAGUCGCGAGGUUGAAUUGUAUUCAAAAACGUGUCUAUCUCGCCGACACAGUUUCUAUGACAAAAACGUUGCGCAACGAAGCAAAAAGAUUAGAGCAAACUCAAUUUCUGCACGCUGGCGACUCAGGUAAACAUUUUUGUGCGCUCAAAGAUACAUCAUAUUACCGUAAAGAUGUUGUACGUACAAUGUACCACUCUUGAAGUGUAAUCAGUCUUUUUUUCUUUUUAUCCAUCAUCUAGGACAAUGUUUAGCUAUUUAAGUGGAGUUUAUGUUUACGUCAUCGCAUGGGCUCUUCUUGGACAAGACAGUGGAGAUAGCCUGGGGCCUACACACCAAUCAGAUUUUGCGUAUCUCUCUUGGAUUGCAACUGGAACAGGAGUCCUUUUUGCAAACAUUUUCUACAUUGGGACAAAGGAACCCCGGAAGACACGUAAACGAAAACCUAGUGCAUGUUUUGAUAUGAAUGUUGGCGGAUUAUUCAUGGUUGCGUUUGAAAUGGAAAAUCAAAACUCACGAAAAUCCAGUCUUGUUCAUUCAAUUGUUGACAUGUUUGUGACUUCGUCGAAUGAAAACCCAGACCAGAAGGAAGAAGGACAUCAAAACACAGUGGAUCAUGAAAAUCGUCGGAGGAAAAGAAGCUCUGUGCAGAAAUUUGUUGAAGCCUUAUUCUAUGAUGCAUAUGAAGGAGACGAAAUUGAUCAAAGUUCAUCACAAACUGAGACUGAGAAAUCAUCUCAGGAUGAUCAGCGCGGGGAUGCUCCAAAAAAAAUGGUUCUAGGACUACAGAAGUUAGACCGUGGUCGUAAGAAGAGCUUGUUAGUGCGUGUUAUUGAUGGACUCCUAUCUAGAUCAGACCACAGCCAACAAGAUUUGUCAACUGAGAGCAUCGAAGACCACGUUAGAGUCAACAUUGCAGAUGAAGAAUAUGUACUUGGCGAAAACUGGAGGCAAGAAGGGAUCCAGGAGAUACGGGGAGGAGACAACUGGGGCAACAACACUACAGCGGAUUCAGUUAAAAGAGCAAUCGAAAUCGACCAAGAAGACAAACCUGCAACGGUUUCAGCCAAAUGUAGGCAACGAAGAAACGGAAUUGUGUCGAGUACAAUUGAUGGACAACUUGGUCUACCCAACUUUGGUUUUGAAGAUGAAAGGAGUGAAGAAAUAGAGGAAGAAUGCUCCAGCGAUACUUCAGGUCAACGAAGACACAAAAAGUCAGUGACUUUUAGUUUGUCGGAAUUGCCUGUCAUGCCAUUACCGAACGAGGAUGGGGGAAACGAUUUCAAAUUGGAUACGUCCGAUAAGAAGAUGGCGACCGUCACGGAAAGAAGUCAGGAGGAAGAUAAAGUAAAUGAGUUUGUUGAGGGUGGCUGUAAUCCUUCAGCUUCAGAAGAUAAGCAGGAAGCUGGUUCAUCAACAAUUCAUCCAGCUAAGAAAAGACGUCCUAAAACAAUCAAAUACUGGUUGAAAGAUCCAAACUUGUAUAAGGUUUGUGCUUGUCUUCGUAAAAUUGGUAACAAAGUAAAUUUUCUUGUGAGAAACAUAAUAAUAGUAUGAUGCAAAAAUACAAAUUACUUGAAUAGUACAAUAUUAUUUAGGUAGCUGGUAAAACCGCAGGCCUAUCUAGACAUUCACAUAGCGCAUACACAAUUGAAGAUUCAAUUUCGAUUUCACAAUGUCGUUUGAAUGACCGGUUAUCUAAUGGUAUUCAUUUUUUUUGUGCGCGCCGCGCCAGCGGAAAAUAAUGUAAUUCCACAGUGCGAGACUACAAAUUAGGUAAGUGACAUAUAUUUCUGGAACAUAAGCUUUGGUAUCGUGUUUGUUGGCCUCAGUGCGGUCUCUUUAAGAGAAAGUCUUGUGUGAUAAUUACGAGCCUUGAUUACAAUAGCAAUGUCGUUAAAAGCUUAGCUAUGCCAAGUACAAAUUGAUUCUCACGAUAUUUGCCCUGCAGGAAACCAGUUUUUCAGGUUAGUUGUAGUCCUCCAAGUUCCUUUGAGCACGCACGAAAUGCAAGGCACAGGUUAUGGUUUGUUCCGUUCUCAGAAUAAAAAACUGUUGGAUAACUCUCUUGUUGAACAUUUUAGUGUUGAGCAUCACUGUAGACUUACUCAUCGUUUGUAUUUUGACUCGCUUCAGACUCAUAAAGAUUUUUAUACCAUGUCAUGGAAGGUACCGCCAAUCAGAAUACAGGACAGCCGUUGUAUAUUCGACGGUAUUACACCCAGCCUUGCCAUCGUGCACCGUGCGUAAACGCGUGUUGGCCACUGUAUCUCCUAUGGCAUCUUAUAAAAUAGUUAUGCAACGCUCUCUCGUAGUAUA